Molecule: messenger RNA, 510 nt
Organism: Paraglomus brasilianum
Lineage: Eukaryota; Fungi; Glomeromycota; Glomeromycetes; Paraglomerales; Paraglomeraceae
Source: the annotation of a GenBank genome assembly
AUGUCAGCAGCUACUGGACAAUUCAAAGUUAAUAUUGUUGGGGAUAUUAUGCUUGAUCGGUUGAUCAACAAGAAGAUAUUUGAAGGACGAUGGCCGACCAAGUACACAUAUCCAUAUGGCAACACACUCGAUGUGCUAAAGGAUUGUGACUUUUUUAUUGGGAAUCUCGAAACUUCGAUUACAAAGCACAGCGUAAAGUGGCCCAAGACGUUUAAUUUCCGAAUGUUUCCUGAGCACAUCCAAGCAAUACUCAACUUAGUUCCAUAUUCGUCUUCCAUUCUUUCGCAUGAUUCCACGCUCAAUCAUGUCCAGCUUCCGUAUACUUCGCGUGCAAACCCACUGUAUUUAUCACUAGCAAACAAUCAUGUGCUAGAUUACAAUUAUCAAGGAUACAAGGAUACCGUCGAAUCUUUAAAUGCAAAUGAAAUUAAUUACGCUGGUGUCGGUGAAGAUCAGAAUGAAGCUAUGAGGCCAUGUAUCAUUAACUUUCAGGAUAGGGAAGGCAAGUAG